This is a messenger RNA of Hevea brasiliensis (rubber tree), 1525 nucleotides long. RefSeq names its product IAA-amino acid hydrolase ILR1-like 3. The record is from RefSeq and is a predicted model, not a curated record. Gene Ontology annotation, biological process: auxin metabolic process. Gene Ontology annotation, cellular component: endoplasmic reticulum. The coding region runs from base 43 to 1368 and encodes 441 amino acids. Gene Ontology annotation, molecular function: IAA-Ala conjugate hydrolase activity. The transcript has 5 exons. Lineage: Eukaryota; Viridiplantae; Streptophyta; Magnoliopsida; Malpighiales; Euphorbiaceae.
UCAUUUCUCCAAGUACUGGAGACAGAAACAGCAACUCUAAAAAUGAAAAAGAAUUUCUUUCACUCUCUAAUUCCAUUCACAAACCUUUGCUUCUUAAUCUUAUUACCUGCAUGUAACCCAAUAUCGGCUCCGGCAACUCGUUCGGAAUCUGAUCUGAGUUCUCUGACUCGGGAGCUGCUGGAGUCGGCGAGAGAGCCUGAGUUCUUCGAUUGGUUAAAACGGAUUAGGAGGAGAAUCCAUGAAUACCCAGAGCUUGCAUUUGAAGAGUACAACACGAGUGAAUUCAUAAGAUCGGAGCUUGACUCGCUUGGAAUUGAGUAUGUUUGGCCUAUCGCGAAGACUGGGUUGGUGGGUUCGAUCGGAACAGGGGUGGAGCCCUGGUUCGGUCUUAGAGCAGACAUGGAUGCCCUCCCUAUUCAGGAAUUGGUAGAGUGGGAUUACAAGAGCAAGAACAACGGCAAAAUGCAUGCUUGUGGCCAUGAUGCUCAUGUUACAAUGUUGCUUGGAGCAGCAAAGUUACUUCAAUGCAAGAAGGAUGAAUUGAAGGGCACUGUUAAGCUUGUAUUCCAACCAGCAGAAGAAGGUCGAGCUGGUGCUUACCAUAUGUUGAAAGAAGGAGCUCUUGAUAAUUUCCAAGCCAUUUUUGGACUACAUGUUGCACCUGAAAUGCCUGUUGGUUCAAUUGCUUCUAGACCUGGUGCAAUAGCUGCUGGUGCCGCAAGGUUUAUAGCUGUCAUUAAAGGGAAGGGUGGACAUGCUGCACGGCCCCAAGAUACAAGAGAUCCGGUUCUUGCUGCAUCCUUUGCCAUCCUUGCACUUCAACAAUUAAUUUCUCGGGAGACUGAUCCUCUUGAGCCCAGGGUACUCUCGUUGGGGUUUGUUGAGGCUGGCCAGGCUGGGAAUGUAAUCCCAGAGACGGUGAAAUUUGGAGGUACUAUUCGGAGCAUAACUACAGAAGGUCUAUCCUAUCUUCAGAAAAGGAUAAUAGAGGUUGUAGGGAAUCAAGCAGCUGUUCAUCAAUGCACUGCUUCUGUAGACUUCAUGGAGGAAAAGAUGAGGCCUUAUCCAGCCACAGUAAAUGAUGAAGCAAUGUAUGAACAUGCCAAGCAAGUUGGGGAAGCUUUGCUUGGCGAAUCCAACGUGAAAGUUACGCCCCUCAUUAUGGGGGCAGAGGAUUUCAGCUUUUAUGCACAGAAGAUGAAAGCUGCAUUUUUCGUGAUUGGUGUACGGAACAAAAAUGAAAAAUCAUCUCCAGGGUUGCAUACACCAUACUUUUUUCUUGAUGAGGAGGUGCUUCCCGUGGGAGCUGCUCUCCAUGCUGCAGUUGCCAUUUCUUAUUUGGAUGCCAAAGCUGUUGAGACACAUUAGGACCUGGCUAUUAUGUUCACUUGCUCCUUCUGUAUGUGAUUAGAAAAAUGUAUCAUCUUAUUAAUACCAGUAUGCUGAAUGCUUUCAACACCUUUUAAACGUGUGAGUAUGCUUCUAAAUCCCAGAAUUAUAAAGAUGGAUAAUUGGAGUUGUCAAA